Doryrhamphus excisus (bluestripe pipefish) is the source of this 2340-nucleotide messenger RNA. NCBI's taxonomy places the organism in Eukaryota, Metazoa, Chordata, Actinopteri, Syngnathiformes, Syngnathidae. The record is from RefSeq and is a predicted model, not a curated record.
CCACACCUAUCGUCGAGGAUCUGUUUCAGAUCCUCUAUUUCAGUCCAAAGUCAUAAUCUCUGGGAAGAAUGUCUGGGUGUUCCGUGCCCCCUCUUCCACCUCGUCCGCCACCUCCACCUGAACCUCCAUGCUCAACAGAGAACAGUGAGAAGAAGAAAAGGAAGCUGUAUCAGAUCAUAGGACUCAGCAGAAGUGCCAUUGAGGGCGAUUACACAGAGCCUAUUAUGCUUAUUCAACAAAGAGAAAGCAGUUUCAGUAAGGAUCUACAGUGGAUACUAAUGAACACAUAUGUGCCUUCCCUGGUCCAAGAUGGUCCACAGUGCGGUUUGGUGGCUUUGUGGAUGGCCGCUCACCUCCUCCAGCACACUGUUGUUGACAUGGACGCUGUUGUGCAGACUGCACGAAGGCGAGGCUUCACAGCACAGGGGGAAAUGUUCUCAGCCUUCAACAUGGCGCUACUGGCCGAGGAGGUUUGUGGAUGUAAAGCAGAACUGCUGUCAGGUGGAUUGAGUGGCAACGCGUCGAGGAUUAUAGGGCACUUGUGGGCCAGACAACCGCUUCUCAUCCCAUAUGAUGAAGACUACAACCACGAGCCGUGCUGCCGCACAGGCCACAGGGCACACUGGGCUGUAGUGUCAGGUGUUCUCCUGGGGAUGCACCAGGGAAGCGGGAACAUACAACACACUCAACGUGACCCCACCUUGCCGUGGAUUCACCUGUGUGGAGACUCCUCCUCCUCCUCCUCUUCCUCGUCAUGUCCCGCAGUCUGCACCUCAAGCCUCAGAGAGGUCUACAUCCUGGCCAAGCAGGGUAAAAGUCUUCGCUACCAGAUGUGGACUUUGGAUAGUGUUGCCGGUAGCAACCAGCAGCUGAAGACGAUGGACCCUCAGAGGUCAGCUGAUGGGACUACAUAUGUGGUUCCUGAAGGAGGAUUAGAGGUCGGGUUGGCUGGUCAGGCUGUUUUACUGCACGCCAGGACCUAGUGUGAAAAAUAUCAUAGGACAUUAUGAGACAUGUUCAAGCCCGUUCAAAUAGUAGUCAGUAUUUUUACAUGUUAAUUGAAUUAACAAAUGGUUCUUCAGCGAUAUCAUAAUAAUAUCAAAAAAUGGUCUGAACACUUGUUCGAGACAUUUAACCCGUGUUAGCAUGCUAAUGUUAGCAUUUUCAUGGGUAGACACAUAUAUAAACAUCACUAUAAUGCUACAUGUUAGUAUGCUAACAUUAGCGUAGGUUUAACCCCUAGGUCAUAUUUGUAGUUUUUAAAACUCUAUACGAUAAAAAAUAUUUUGUAUUUUUGUAAAUGUUUUUGUUUUUGCCAGAAUUGUCGGGAUCACCAUCUGGAUCCAGGAAUUUUAAAACUAUUUUUAAACUAUUUUUUAAACUAUCUUUUAACGUUGAGCAAUACCAUAAUAAUAUCAAAAAAUGGUCUGAACACUUAUUCGAGACAUUUAACGCGUGUUAGCAUGCUAAUGUUAGCAUUUUUUUGCUAUUUUCAUGGGUAGACACAUAUAUAAACAUCACUAUAAUGCUACAUGUUAGCAUGCUAACAUUUGCACGGUAGCAUGUUUAGUAUUUUCAUCGGUAGACACCAUUUUGUUAGAUGUUAGCACAGUAACAUCCGCAUGUUAGCAUUGCUAGUAUGCUAACAUAAACAUACUAAAUUUUUUGUUAGCGAUUUUCAUGAAAAACUAGCUUUCAUGAAAGAACUAACACAUGAACUCAUGGUAGGUGUUAGCAUAUUCAUGUUAGCGUACUAACAUAAUUAUACUAACAUUUUUAGCAUAUUCUAAGGUAAGCACUUAGUGCUUUUUUUGAUAGGUGUUAAAAAGUGUUUAAUCUUGGAAGAUUUUUCAAGCUCAUGUACGUAUAUUGUGUGCUAUAAAUGAGCUGAUCUUUAUGGUGCUUUUUGAGCUGUAAGUUUAUAUACUGUAUACCAGGGGUCUCAAACACGCGGCCCGCAGGACACUAGCCUUGAUAUGAAAGUUUAAUGUUAGUGCGGCCUGCGCAAGUUUGAUAUGGAUGCUGUAUGGUAUCAUGUACCCAGAAAAAAUUCUCACAUUUGAUUAAUGUUCAUGUUAAAGGUUAAAUAACUGAUAAUAGUUAUCCUCCCUAUCUGUGUGGAAGUGGUAAGGUUUUGGCUAUUUAAGUUUAAAGGAAAUAACUUGAAGGCUACCGUUUAGGUCGCUAGCUCUCUAGUUUGUGAGUUAGCAUGUGUCUCAAGACCCUGCAGUUGCGCAAUAUGUUGUAACUAAAAAGAGUAUAAAUGUGACUAUAGUCGUGUUUUGUCAUGUCUACAGGGCUCUAAUAAUGCUUUGUUAAUUUUAAUCUGAAAAAAAUAAU